AAAUCCUUGGCUCAACAAAUUUACCAAAACAAAGAAAAACAAAGGGGAAGAGAACGAAAAAGAAUCGAAGAGUGAGCCUCUCCUCACUAAAAGCCAGUUAAGUGUUUUCUCUCUCUUCCCAAAUCUGCUCUUCUUCUCCCCUUACCUUCAACAAUCUUUGGGAGAGAAAGAGAAAAAGAGAGAGAUUCAACAAUUUAUGGGAAUAAAAUGUCAGAUUUAGACCGCCAAAUUGAGCAAUUAAAGAGGUGUGAACCCUUGAAGGAAUCUGAAGUUAAAGCACUAUGUCUUAAAGCUAUGGAAAUUUUAGUUGAAGAAAGUAAUGUUCAAAGGGUAGAUGCACCUGUUACUAUAUGUGGUGACAUUCAUGGGCAGUUUUAUGACAUGAAAGAGCUAUUCAAAGUGGGUGGUGAUUGUCCAAAGACAAACUACCUUUUUCUUGGAGAUUUUGUGGACAGAGGAUUUUACUCUGUUGAGACUUUCUUACUUCUCCUUGCUCUUAAGGUGAGAUAUCCAGAUCGGAUAACACUAAUUAGAGGGAACCAUGAAAGUCGUCAAAUUACUCAGGUUUAUGGCUUCUAUGAUGAGUGCCUCCGGAAAUAUGGCUCUGUAAAUGUUUGGAGAUAUUGCACAGAUAUAUUUGAUUACUUAAGUUUGUCAGCCCUAAUUGAGAAUAAGAUCUUUAGUGUUCAUGGUGGCCUCUCUCCCUCAAUUACAACAUUAGACCAGAUACGAACGAUCGACCGAAAGCAAGAAGUACCACAUGAUGGUGCAAUGUGUGACCUCCUGUGGUCUGAUCCCGAGGAUGCAGUUGAUGGCUGGGGAAUGAGUCCUCGUGGUGCUGGUUACCUUUUUGGUGGGACUGUGGUUACCUCAUUCAAUCACACAAAUAACAUUGAUUAUAUAUGCCGUGCACAUCAGUUAGUAAUGGAAGGUUACAAAUGGAUGUUUAAUUAUCAGAUCGUUACAGUAUGGUCGGCUCCAAAUUAUUGUUACAGAUGCGGUAAUGUUGCUGCAAUACUUGAGCUUGAUGAGAAUCUUAAUAAAGAGUUUCGUGUUUUUCAAGCUGCUCCACAGGAAGCAAGAGGAACUCCUGCAAAAAAGCCUGCACCGGAUUACUUUCUCUGAAGACGCGACAAACCAUGGUAUAUUCCGAUCAAUAAGCAAUCGCUUUGUUUUGGUUGGAUGAUGGACUUGGUAUAUAUGAGCUCUCAUCCCUUCGUGAAAUCAGGCUGUAUGUGAGGCCUCUUUUACAACUUUACUCUUCAUCCUGUUGGUUUUCGCUUGUAGUCGUGUACUGAUGAAUUAUCUGUGGUGGGAGAAUCGAAUGUAAAACCACCCAUUUUCCUGGAAAUCCAGAAAGGGGUUAAAGGAGGGAUGAUCAUGGUGUGUUCAUUGUUUAUAGUUUGAAAUAGGCUUCACUCAUACAUUUUGGUGGAAAUUUACAUUGUUUCAGAUUUGAGAUUUAAGUGUGAUGGGCUUUUUGUGGGAGGCGAA
Molecule: messenger RNA, 1494 nt
Organism: Amaranthus tricolor (Joseph's coat)
Lineage: Eukaryota; Viridiplantae; Streptophyta; Magnoliopsida; Caryophyllales; Amaranthaceae
Product: serine/threonine-protein phosphatase PP-X isozyme 2
Exons: 8
Coding region: 208-1125 (305 amino acids)
Biological process (GO): double-strand break repair via homologous recombination; peptidyl-serine dephosphorylation
Cellular component (GO): cytoplasm; nucleus
Molecular function (GO): protein serine/threonine phosphatase activity
Source: RefSeq, a predicted model, not a curated record